Molecule: messenger RNA, 813 nt
Organism: Prunus dulcis (almond)
Lineage: Eukaryota; Viridiplantae; Streptophyta; Magnoliopsida; Rosales; Rosaceae
Exons: 2
Coding region: 1-813 (270 amino acids)
Source: RefSeq, a predicted model, not a curated record
AUGACUAAUCGCCAGUGGAAAGCAACCAGUCGCCCCUCCUUUAGUUCUUCAACUACAGAGAACCUGCUUGGCGACCGGUCCCCAGAGAAAAACGAUCCAUUAGCUCCACGCUGUCAAAAUCAGGAGGAAAUUGAACCAUUUUAUGAGAUUUUGCCCGCUUCAGCUCUAGUACCACAUCAAUCACUUGCUGAUGAAGUGAUUCAGGAAUUUGAGAUAAAGGAUUUAGGUUAUCUGAAGUACUUUCUCGGAAUCGAAGUAGCAAGGUCAAAGACUAGUAUAUUUCUGUCUCAAAUGAAGUAUGUAAUGGAUCUACUCACUGAAACAGGAAUGCUUGGAUGUAAGCCUACUGAUACACUCAUUGAGAUAAAUCACAAGUUGUGUGAAGACAUGUACCGAGAACCAACCAAUAAGGAACAGUACCAAUGCCUUGUUGGAAGGUUGAUAUACCUGGCAUACACAAGACCAGAUAUUGCAUAUGUUGGGAGUGUGGUUAGUCAGUUUAUGAAUUUGUCCAGUGUUUCUCAUAGGAAUACAUUUUAUCAGAUCUUAAGAUACUUAAAGUCAGCCCUUGGGAAAGGAUUACUGUUCUCGAAAAAUGGAGAUCUUGAAGUUGUUGGAUAUACAGAUGCUGAUUGGGCUGGUUCCAUUAUAGAUAGAUGCUAUACUUCUGGUUACUUUACAUUUGUGGAAGGUAACCUAGUCACUUGGCGGAGUAAAAAGCAAAAUGUGGUUUCUCGAUCUAGUGCAGAAAUAGAGUAUCGAGGAAUGGCUCACGGAGUUUGUGAUUGGGCUUCAAGCCAGAAAAGCCAAUGA